AUGGUUGGGCAGAAUGGAAAUCAGAACAGUCAUCACUCCAAGUUGUCAGAUUUUCAAAGAACCAAGCCUCCCAGUUUCAGUCAGGUUAUUGAUCCCUUGGACGCAGACGACUGGUUGCAAACCAUUGAGAAGAAGCUUGAGAUUGCUCGUACUGAAGAGGAUGACAAAGUUCCGUUUGCAACUCAUUAUCUUGAAGGCGCUGCCGCCAUAUGGUGGGAAAAUGCAAAAGCCAUGUGGCCUGCUGAUGAGGCAAUCACCUGGGCAAAAUUCAAGGACCAGUUCCGAAAAUAUCAUACUCCUACUGGAAUUAUGAAGGUCAAGCAGCGUGAAUUCCUCGCGCUCCUCCAAGGAAGUCAGUUUGUGAGUGAGUAUUUGCACAAGUUCAACCAUUUGGCCCGUUACUCCCUUUAUGAUGUGGCCACCGAAGAAAGAAAGAUUGACAUGUUUCUUGGGGGAUUAAACCAACAUCUCCGAUGCACACUCAGUAUGUUUGAUUUCCCAGAUUUCCAAACUCUGGUAAAUAAGGCUCUCAUUGCUAAAAGGGAGCACAAGCUUAUACAUGACAAUAAGCCUGCAAAUAACGAUCACAAGCGCAAGUUCGAGCCAAGGAAGGAAGUGCAACCAGUGCAAAAGGCCCGUACCUGGCAGCAUACUCAGGUAGAGUACAAGCCCAAUUUGCAGCAGAAUGUUAACAAAACCACCACACAAGUCAAGAAUUUCAUGACCAAUCUGGUGCGAGAAGAGUGCCAGCACAACAAUUCUUGUUUUAGUUGUGGGCAAACCGGACAUUAUGCCGGACAGUGUCCCAAGAACAGCAAGACCAAUGCUCCAUUCAGGCCACAAGUCAACUUUAUGGGGCCAUACCCUAUCCAGCAAAACAUCACUGGGCAAGUCCAUCACCUCUCCGCAGACGAAGCCCAAGAGAACCCCGAAUUCGUCAUUGGUGAAGAAGAGCACAAAGGACACCUCAGAGCUAUAUUGCAACGAUUCUGCGACCAUCAGCUGUACGCCAAAUUCAGUAAAUGCGAGUUUUGGCUCAAGCGAGUUGGAUUUCUUGGGCAUGUGCUGUCCGCAGAAGGGUUUUCCAAGAUUGCCAAACCUAUGGUGGAGUUGCUCAAGGAAGAUAAGAAGUUUGAAUGGACUGAGGACUAUGAGAAAAGUUUCAAUGAGCUGAAAAUCCGGCCGACGACAUCACCUGUGUUGACUCUUCCAGACAUCUACCGCAGCUUUGAUGUGUACUGUGACGCUUCCCGACAGGGUCUUGGAUGCGGCUACCAAAGACUCAACGAGGCAAUGAUGCAGUAUGGGUCAUAG
Aegilops tauschii subsp. strangulata is the source of this 1314-nucleotide messenger RNA. Lineage: Eukaryota; Viridiplantae; Streptophyta; Magnoliopsida; Poales; Poaceae. The record is from RefSeq and is a predicted model, not a curated record.